UUGGAAGAGACACAUUCGUCGUAUAACAUUGAAAGCGUUUACAUCGCAGCCAGAGCAUCGCCUCAAAAUGGGUUUGAAAGAAUGGGAAAAUGACGAGGAAAUUAAAAUCUUCCGCGAAUAUUUGCGAAUUCCCACCGUGCAGCCAGAUGUGGAUUAUACCGCUUGUGUGGAGUUUCUUAAGCGUCAGGCGAGUAGCCUGAAUCUGCCAGUCGAUGUGGUUUAUCCUUCACUGCCGACGAAGCCUGUGGUGAUCAUCAAAUGGGAAGGCAGCCAGCCGGAGCUCCCUUCGAUCAUCUUAAACUCGCACAUGGAUGUGGUCCCAGUGUUUCGUGACAAGUGGACCCACGAUCCAUUCAGCGCCGAUCUGGAUUCAGAGGGUAGAAUAUACGCCAGAGGCACUCAGGACAUGAAGUGCGUUGGCACCCAGUACCUUGGUGCCAUUCGGGCGCUAAAGACCAGCGGUUUCAAGCCCAAGCGUACUCUCUACGUGUCCUUUGUGCCAGAUGAAGAGAUCGGUGGCAAGUUGGGAAUGGCUGAACUUGUUAAGACCGACUACUAUGCGAAGAUGAAUGUGGGCUUCAGCCUGGAUGAAGGAGGAACGAGUGAGACGGACACUUAUCAUUUGUUUUAUGGGGAACGUUUGCGAUGGGCAUUCAAAAUUAGAUUCAAUGGAACUUCUGGGCACGGUUCCCUGUUGCUGCCAAAUACCGCGGGAGUGAAGCUCAACUAUGUCCUGAAUAAGCUGACAGAGUAUCGCACUUCGCAGGAAGAUCUGCUGGCAAAGGACCCGAGCUUGAGCAAAGGGGAUGUCACCACACUGAAUCUCACUCAGCUGAGCGGCGGAGUGCAGAGCAAUGUCGUGCCCCCGUUUUUCGAGGCUGUCUUCGAUCUUCGCGUGGCCGUCACUGUGGACGUGGGGGCCUUCGAGAAGCAGAUACGCGACUGGUGCAAGGAGGCUGGUGACGGCGUUGAAAUUGAGUUUAUCGUACAGGAGCCAUGCGUGGCACCCACUAAGCUGGAUGGAUCGAACCCAUUUUGGGUUGCCUUCAAGGCAGCUUCGGAUGAACUUGGUUUAAAGGUGCAUCCCAUCGUCUGCCCUGGCGCCACCGAUAGCCGCUACAUUCGCCAGCGAGGAAUCCCGGCCAUUGGUUUCUCACCCAUCAAGAAUACCACCUUGAGGAUCCACGACAAUGAUGAAUUUCUGUCGGCUGAUGUGUACUUGCAUGGCAUUGAAGUUUACAAGAAAAUCAUUCCAAAUCUAUCCAAUGCCUAAGAGCAUAUUUCUGAUUCCAAAGAUCUUUCUUAUUGAUUGACCCACCGAGAAGUUCUAGGGACUCCCCGUU
Messenger RNA from Drosophila subobscura, 1343 nucleotides. RefSeq names its product aminoacylase-1-like. The record is from RefSeq and is a predicted model, not a curated record. The transcript is spliced from 4 exons. Gene Ontology annotation, biological process: amino acid metabolic process. Gene Ontology annotation, molecular function: aminoacylase activity. Bases 68 to 1273 code for a protein of 401 amino acids. Gene Ontology annotation, cellular component: cytoplasm. NCBI's taxonomy places the organism in Eukaryota, Metazoa, Arthropoda, Insecta, Diptera, Drosophilidae.